UGUGCCAGGGGAUGAUGCGUUAUCGGAGGCUACCGAAGGGUCGUUGAGCUAUAGAAUACUGAUGCAGCUCAAGACUGAUUCGUCCACGGAUACACCUCAGCCGCUGAGAUUCCUGCGCCUUAUGGUGAACGUAGCGCAGGAGUUCGCGACACAAGAGCUAGGUGAUCGGUUGUACGGGUUUCUAGGUCUUAUCGACGGUCUAGACUUUGUGCCGGACUACAAGACGACGGUGAAGGAGAACUUCACACGAUUUGCGGCGACCAUUGCUAGACAGUACGGAUCUGUGGACUUCCUGUCCCUUUGGUCUGCUAACCUGGACGAUAUGCUAAAAGACACUCCUAAAGAACUUUUAGGUCUACCAUCUUGGGUGCCAUCCUUCUCCGCAAUACCUCUGGCCGCACCCUUCCGUCUCGCAGUCGGUGCUAUUCGAUCAGUGACUACUAGAACCAGAUGGAACACAGCAGCGGGUCGACGUCAUAUCUAUGACAUGGCAUUCGACGCAGCCCACACUGGCCGCCUACAAGUACGCGGUCAGAUCAUUGACCAUAUCGACACUAUCAGCUCCGCGCGCAUCGCACGAUUCUGGGAUACCGACGAAGAAUACCUCACCAGUAUUGUUACACAGAUCAAAUCAGACCUCUCCGGAUUCGAAGACUGGACACAAGUCGAACUCAUCAAUUUCCUCAACACUGUAUCAUAUAACGGUGAAGCACCCCGUGAGUCCGCAGAACAGAUUCUCGGCCUUGCACCAGGGGGCUUUCCCGAUGAAUACAAACAUCUCCACAAACACGCGGAAGCUCUAGCAAUCAGCCUGAACAUGGGCAGAGGCAGGCGGUUCAUGAGAACGGAGAAGGGGAGGGCUGGACUUGCGCCAUUCAUUGGCAGUGUGGCGAGGGGUGGGAAUGAGGAGGGGAGUGUGAUCGUAAUCCUGCAUGGGUGUAUCGUCCCUAUUGUUUUGCGAAAGGUUGAUGAGAGCGAGCAAAUGGAAGAUAAUGAGUGGAAGGUAGUGGGAGAUUGCUACGUCGAGGGGAUUAUGUUUGGAGAGGCUGUGAACUGGGAGGAGGGGGCUGCGAGGACCUUUGUGCUCGUUUGAGGAUAAGUGGGUACUUAAACCCUAUUACAAUUAAUAAUACCGAAGCCAGAGCCCU
Molecule: messenger RNA, 1148 nt
Organism: Cucurbitaria berberidis CBS 394.84
Lineage: Eukaryota; Fungi; Ascomycota; Dothideomycetes; Pleosporales; Cucurbitariaceae
Exons: 1
Coding region: 62-1093 (343 amino acids)
Source: RefSeq, a predicted model, not a curated record